AAACCCAACGAAAAAAAUGCCCACCAACGUCUGCAGCUCUCUCAAAUUGAAAGAGAAAAAAAAGGCUUGAACGACUUAAACUUAUGAGUCAUCUGUUUCUGAUUUUUUUGCACUCAGCUUUAGCUUUCAAUGUUGCUUUGGGAGGAGGCAGUGAGGUUGCAGGCGAAUCGCGGGAUAGAGCAAACCCAUUCACACCCAAAGCGGCUUUGGUUCGAUAUUGGAAUAAGCAGAUCGGCAGUGACUUGCAAAAGUCCACCUUCCUUCUCUCCAGGGCAUCCCCAUUGAGUGCAGUUGAGUCUGCAACUUUUACUAAACUUGCCGCUCAGAAUGCCCUUUCCAACUACCUGCCGGCGUUCUGUAAGUCGGCGAAUUUAUUCUGCUUUCCUGAUUUGGGGCAGAGUUUGGAGAAGCAUGGACCCAAUUCCAACUUCGCCGUCUACUCCAACAAGAACUUCACCAAUUACGGAAUUGGUGGACACGGAGGAACCGACUCUUUCAAGAACUACACCGACGACUUUCCGGUCGACUCAUUCAGGAGGUACAGCCGUGAUUCUGCCGGCCACAACGACAAUUUCGAUAAUUAUGGUCCCGAGGGCAAUACAAUGGAUCUGAGUUUCAACGGUUAUGGAUCCGGAGCGACCCGCGGUGUCGGAGAGUUCAAGAAGUACAGCGAAGAAUCCAAUGUUCCCAACGUCCGAUUCAACUCCUACAGUUCCGAUGGCAAUACCCGUAAACAAUCGUUCAGGAGUUACUCGACAGAGAGCAAUGCUGGGGAUCAGUACUUCACCAGCUACGGCAAAAACAGCCAGGGAUCUCCGAACGAGUUCACGAGUUAUGGAGAGAACACCAACGUAAUCGGAUCCACAUUCACCGGCUAUGGUCGAACUGCCAACGCGGCCAACGAUAAGUUCACCUCUUACGGCUUCGACGGUAACGUACCAGUGAACAACUUCAAGAGCUACGGUGAUGGCGGUAAUUCAGGGAUCGACACCUUUAAAAGUUACAGAAAUCAAUCCAACGUAGGAGACGACUCUUUCCGAUCCUACGCCAAGAAUUCCCACUCCGCGGAGGUGAAUUUCGCUAAUUAUGGACAAUCAUUCAACGAAGGCACGGACACUUUCACUGGGUAUGGCAAAGGGGCGACGGGCCACAAAAUUGGGUUCAAGUUCUACGGCGUCAACAACACAUUCACAGACUACGCUAAAAAGGGCAUCUCCUUUUCAAGAUACACUAACAAAAGCUCUGAAACCAUGAUUUCCACGGCUGUUAAUGGCAGUUCCGUAAAUAGGUGGAUCGAGCCGGGUAAAUUCUUCCGCGAGUCGAUGCUGAAGAAGGGGACUGUGAUGCCAAUGCCUGACAUUAGGGAUAAAAUGCCCAAAAGGUCGUUUUUGCCCCGCAGUAUUUCCUCCAAAUUACCGUUUUCAACCUCCAAACUUGAGGAGAUGAAGAAAAUAUUCCGUGCCGCGGAUAACUCAAGCAUGGAGCACAUGUUCACAGAGGCAUUGGAUGAUUGCGAGAGAGCACCCAGCAAAGGCGAGACCAAGCGCUGCGUCCCCUCCAUCGAGGACAUGAUCGACUUCGCCACCACCGUCCUCGGCCGCAACGUUGUGGUUCGCACCACCCAAUCCGUCGAAGGGUCAAAACAAAACGUAAUGAUCGGGUCGGUCAAAGGGAUCAACGGUGGACAAGUCACCAAAUCGGUGUCCUGCCACCAGAGCCUGUUUCCUUAUCUACUCUAUUACUGCCACUCCGUUCCCAAGGUUCGGGUCUAUGAAGCGGACCUCCUGGACCCGAAAACCAAAGCCAACAUUAACCAAGGUGUUGCCAUCUGUCACUUGGACACCUCCGAUUGGAGCGCAGGUCAUGGUGCAUUCGUAGCAUUGGGUUCGGGCCCUGGCCGGAUUGAAGUUUGUCACUGGAUCUUCGAGAAUGAUAUGACCUGGACCAUUGUAGACUGAUUCAUGACCCACCUUGUAAGCUCAGUUCGAACCACUUGGUCAACCAAGCUGGCGCGACCCCGACAUCUGCUUGUUCGUUUCCUUCAUAACGAGUCAUGGUGAAAUAUUUCAAGGCAUUUGCUUCAUCUAUCUAAGGAUGGUAAUUUAUCUCA
Vitis riparia (riverbank grape) is the source of this 2110-nucleotide messenger RNA. RefSeq names its product polygalacturonase 1 beta-like protein 3. NCBI's taxonomy places the organism in Eukaryota, Viridiplantae, Streptophyta, Magnoliopsida, Vitales, Vitaceae. Bases 84 to 1958 code for a protein of 624 amino acids. The record is from RefSeq and is a predicted model, not a curated record. The transcript is spliced from 2 exons.